This is a messenger RNA of Rotaria sp. Silwood2, 261 nucleotides long. Lineage: Eukaryota; Metazoa; Rotifera; Eurotatoria; Philodinida; Philodinidae. The record is from the annotation of a GenBank genome assembly.
AUGCCAAGAGGCCAACAUUACAAUGAAGAAACAAAAGAAUUGAUGUUCAAUGUAAUUAAAUUUAUCGAAGGAGAAAAAAAUGGAGCAACCAUACCAUUAUGUAAUGCCAAUGAUCGUAUAAUGGCGGCACUUCAAAUAUCGCAUGGUUCUCUGGUUAAUUUGAAAAAUGAAUUAAAACAGUUAGAAGAAGAACAACAAAAAGUUCUUGAACAGCAGUUACUUAAGCAACAACGACCAUUUGUACUUGCGCAAAGAAAAUAA